AUGUCGUCGCUUUUAAGAUCUACGAAAUUUGUGCGAUACUUCACUGGUGCGGCCCGUACGCUUAUCCUAAACUCUGCCAAGACCGCUGAAACUACUACUUUAAUCAAUCCUAAAGCUUUAUGUGCUGCCAAUAAUGUUCUUAUGAGAGAUUAUGCAACAAAAAAGAAAGAAAGCCUAGAACCAUUAUUACAAAAAUUGGAUGCUGAAGUUCGAAGAUUCGGAAGAAUAACCAAGAAGGAUAUUGACGAAGUAUUUGAUGAAAUUAAAUCGAAAAAUGACAUUACAAGCUCACAGUCCCUCCUGGUUAUUAGAUGUUGUGGUGAGCUUGUACCAGAGGAGUUGCCAGAACAGAGAACACUUUUGGUCCAAAAAAUAUGGAGUGUGCUCAUUGAAAGAGGAAUACCUAUGGAUAUUUCUCACUAUAAUGCUUUAUUACGAGUAUACAUUGAAAAUGAGCAUCAAUUCUCCCCUGCUAAAUUCCUUGAAGAAUUGGAGAGAAAAGGAUUGCAACCUAACAGGGUAACAUACCAAAGGCUCAUGUGGCGUUACUGCCAGGAGGGUGAUGUAGAGGGAGCCACAAGAGUGUUAGAAAAGAUGCGCGAACUAAGCAUGCCUGUGUCGGAACCUGUACUGAAUGCAUUGGUAAUGGGACAUGCAUUCCAUGGUGAUACCGAUGGAGCUAAAGCAGUUUUACAGACCAUGGCUGGGGCUGGACUUGAACCCUCUAACCGUACAUACACAUUGCUUGCAUGUGGACAUGCAAAGAAAGGUGACAUCGAUGGAAUUCAAGAAAUAAUCAAAACUGCAAGUGAAAAAGAAACACAACUUACAGACCGGGACCUCUUGGAAGUCAUUGAGCAUUUAGCUGUAAGUGGACAUGGAGAUAAAGUGGAACAGGUUAUUUCCCUCUUGCAAAAAGGUGUAGGAUACAAUCAAGAUGUUUGUAAUGUUAUACUUAGAUUACUCAAUAAGGGACAAGAACUAAUUGCUAAAACAAUUAUGAAAACCAUGCCAAAAUCCACCACUAUAGAAGAUACUCCAUUUAAAGGAGCAUUCUUUGUAAAGCAGCUGCUAAAACUUAACAAACCUGCUGAUGAAGUUAUUAAAACAUGCAAAGAACUUCAGGAAGAAGGGCUUGUGCCAAAAGCUCUAUUUAUUGCAGCUGAAGGAUCACUGCAACUUGGCCAAGCAGAAUUAGCAUUGAAACUAUUUAAAGAACUAAAACAAGAAGGGAUGGAAAUCAGGCAACAUUUCUAUUGGCCUUUGUUAGUUCAGAAAACAAAAGAAAAUGAUGAAGAGGGUCUAUUGCAAAUUUUAAGAGAAAUGAGCAGCAAUGACUUUACAGUUACUGGAGAAGCAUUAAGAGACUAUGUUAUCCCUUACUUGAUAAAAAAAGAUUCUCCACAGAAUGUCAUACUUAAACUUCAAAUCGCAAACGUACCGACAAUACACGCAGCAAGAAAUCUAAUGGUCGAACUUUUGGAUUCUGGCGACAUAAAAGGUGCAGCGGAAAUUGGUCUGCAAUAUAGACCUAGGGGCAACUACUCUCUUGUUGCUAGGUCCCUCAUCAAUGCAGUAAAUAAGACAAAAGACGUGGGAUCUUUUGCAAAAAUUCUUCAUGUUAUAAGUAGUAAACCUUCUUCCCUGGGUGAAGAUGUUGCAGCCAACAAUGAGGAAAGUCAAAGUGAUGAAAAUAGUGAAAUUCAUGAAGUUGGCCGCAUUGUAAAAGCGUCUGUCAAGGGUUUGGGGAAACCAGACUUGGUAGAAGCACUUUUAAGAAGUGUCGACUCUAAAGGACUGAGAAUAACAACUGAGGCUGCAGAAUCCAUAGAACAAUUUUUAGGAGAAAAUAUGACUAAGGAUUUGUCACAACUAUUAACCAAGCUUUCGACAACUGAGAUGGAGCUGGUUCCGAUUGAGAGUACCCGUAAACCUGGAGGACCUCGCACUACCGCUCAAAUGGAAAAUCAACUUGCACAAUUGAAAAACAAAGGUGUCAAUAAUUUAUCUCGCAUACAGAAACAGCUACUCGUUGCUUACAUUAAAGAUAAUAAUGUUACAAACAGGUUUGAUGAAGCUGUAGAAACUUUGGAAAACCACAAACAUGAAGAUAAUGCAUCAGGUUUUAUGAUAAAUUCCAAAUGCUGGCAAAUGCUAAACACAUUAGCUGAACAAAAAAAUGAUGCCCACGUAAAACAAAUGACAAAGACGCUGAUAGAUAACAAAUAUAUUGAGCCUUCGAAUAUUAUUUUGGGACCUUCAAUCAAAGUACACCUACUGCAAAAUGACAUAGACAGUGCUUUGAAAGAGUUUGAGAAUUGCUGCAAACAGUAUAGGAGUACUCCUUGGAAGGGAGAACUGAUGAAGUCAUUGAUUAUGAAGGAGGAUGCUACUAAACUUCAGUGGUUAGCUGACCUCAGUACUCAGAUUCAUGGAGAAGUAAACAUCCUUCAUGACUUGGUGCUCGCAUUCGUUGAGUGUGGCCGCUUGCGCCAGGCGCGUCGUAUCCUCGAGACGCCCGGACUACAAACUCGACACCGCCGCUUAGAUGACGCUUGCCAGAGAUACGUAGAGGACGGAAAAUCCGAGUACCUCGAAGGUUUGCUCGAAGCUACAAGAGAAUUGUCCAAUGUUGACCGUAGUAACAUUUUCUACCACCUUCUCGUUACAUACUGCAAAGCCAAUGAAACUGAUAAAGCUCUGGGUCUUUGGACACUUCUGCAAGAAGAAGGCGAAGUACCCAGCGACCAGUUCCUUACACACCUUGGCAAUCAUUUAAUAGCGAAGAAUAGAGAAGUACCAUUCGUAAUACCACAAGUUAAUACAGGUACUCCUAAAAAGAGUAAAAAUGAAGGUGAUGUUGUGGAGAAGAUCGAUGGACAGUACUCGCAAGCACUCGAUGUAGCUAUGAAGUCUAUUGAACAUGGUGUGGUACCUAAGACCGGCGUUAUGAAAUUCUUAUUGAAAUCUUUGGCUGAAGAAGGAAAUGUAGAAAAGAUACAACAGUUGGGCAAAUACAUAAACGAUUCAUUAAAACGCCGCGUGACCUACGAUGACAAAUUGACCCUGGCUGUGUUCAAAAGAGGCGCUGGAUCACAACAUAUUGAUAAUGUACUCGAAUCAGUUAAAGCUGCUAAGUCCGAAGAGGAAAUGGAAAAUGCGCUUCGAAAGUAUCCUAGAAGUAGCGCACUUGCAACCGUCGUUCAGGAUAAUGAACUCACUGAAAGUGCAAACAAAUAG
Messenger RNA from Spodoptera littoralis (African cotton leafworm), 3240 nucleotides. The record is from the annotation of a GenBank genome assembly. NCBI's taxonomy places the organism in Eukaryota, Metazoa, Arthropoda, Insecta, Lepidoptera, Noctuidae.